Molecule: messenger RNA, 1767 nt
Organism: Daldinia decipiens
Lineage: Eukaryota; Fungi; Ascomycota; Sordariomycetes; Xylariales; Hypoxylaceae
Exons: 4
Coding region: 403-1251 (282 amino acids)
Biological process (GO): endoplasmic reticulum tubular network organization; membrane organization
Cellular component (GO): membrane; endoplasmic reticulum
Source: RefSeq, a predicted model, not a curated record
CGGCCACAACCGGAUAUGUACGUACUUACCUAUGUACGUACUCAUUAGGUCAACAGAUGUAAAGUCAUCAUAAGUACGAUUUGUACCUUGAAUGGGUAAAGUGGGUAAAGUGGGUUGCACAAACACAAAGCAUUGGUUCUCGUCGUCAUUUUUCCCACCUCCAGUACAAAUCUAGCCACCUCACCAGCUUCUUCAGCUCUCUUUUGCCAAUACGACACAAUACGACAUCAUCGAACUUCAAGACAUCUCAUACCCACCAACAUUUAUCCUCUCUACCUUACAACAGUAGCACGCGACUACGCCUUCAUCCGAGAAUAUAUUUUUGAUACUUUUUUCAAUACUUUAUUUUUCCAACCGAGAAUAAAGACUACCUCUGUUUCUUUUCCUGCCGUUUCCGAGAAAAUGGCUCCUCCGCCCUCUGCGAGUCUACCUCUCGGUGAGAGGAUUCUAGCUCUGGCCAAGACUUUACAGUUUGCCUGGUUUAGCGGACACCUUCUACUUCUUUUAAGUCUUUUCCGAUAUUCCAUCGGCCUUAUCGCAUUCAACUAUACCUCGCGUUGGGCUCGGUUUACCUAUCGCACAGCUUUCUUCUCGGCGGCCCUAACGUACGGGAUCGUUGUAUACAAGACAUGGCGAGCUCGACAGAAGGUCGGGGCCAAGAGUCCAGGAGUUCUAGGUCUUCUCGCAGAUGAGAACGUUCAAUAUCUUGCCAUGGCAGUUGUAUGGUUCCUAGCUCCUCAGUACACCUUCGCUCUGUUUCCGUAUGGAAUUUAUUCCAUAUUCCACGUCGCAACCUAUACGCGAAGCAACCUUAUUCCCACUAUCCAGCCCAAUAAGAUUCCCGCUGGUGCUUCUCCUGGUGCCAAACCGCAGUCCGCUAGCCCUCUUGCUGAGGCCAUCGGGAACUUCGUAAAGCAAUAUUAUGACACGUCAAUGUCUGUUGUUUCGGCCCUAGAGAUUCUACUUUGGUUCCGAUUGUUUCUAUCGGCAGUAUUCUUCCAACGUCGUUCUUGGAUUCUUAUUACUAUAUACACUGCAUUCCUCCGAACUAGAUUCGCACAAAGCACACAUGUUCAGGACUCCUUCAGAAGGCUCGAAUCAAGAGUUGAUUCCUUAGUUGGCGCCCAGGGUAACCCUCCGGCUGUGCGCUCUGUUUGGGAAGGCAUCAAGAGCGUUGCGCGCCAGUUCCACGAUGCUACGGAUCUUGGCAAGUAUACGAACGGAUCUGCGGUGCCCAAAAAGACUUCCUAAGUCUACAUGGUACACCUUAUCUUCAAGAAGGCCAAUCGUAAUUAUACGCCUACGGUGAUAUGGCGUAGAAACGCAUCUGCCUGGGUGUGGAGGAGGUGGGCGAGAUUAAGACCGUAUACGAUACCGCGCAACGAAGUUCGGGAGGCAAGUUGGUUGCGGUUGUUGUUGGUGGUGGUGGGAGGUGCAUUAACGCAGUCAGCCAUGGUCAUGGAGUUCAGAAUGAGAAGUAGAUAGGCUCCACGCCAGGGGUAGUUGUGGAUGCCCUGCUUCUUGAGUUGGUAAACGGGAAAGAAGAGCAGAAUUCGACGGCUUAUUUUGCCUUAGUCAAAUCAUUGGGCUUUUGUUACACUUGUUUCACACACCAGUUUCUAACCUGAAGUACCUAGAUAACUUCGCAUCCAGGUUCCUCUUAUUGGCAGUUGGCCGAGGUUUGUUAAUACUCGGCAAGAAUUCACUAAGGAGGCCUGGAAUGUAAUAAACCCCUUAGUUCCAAAUUUAUAGGCGUUUAUCCGCUGA